AUCACCAUGACUAAUUUUCCCUCUUUUGUUGGGAUAUAAAAUGAGAAAUAACACAGCUGAAACUGGUUUUUCCUCUCUUCUAAUAAUUUUCAAAUCAAGUCUGCUCAAUCUUUUUUUUUAUCACUACUAAACAAUUCAUAAACAAAAAAAAAAUCAGAUCCAUUUUUUACUUUUCUUGAGCAUUUCUUUAGCAUUAAGAUUUGAUUUCAUUUUCAUACGUUAUUGAUUAGAUCUAUAUUUCUUUUCAUUUCCGAAGAAAUAUAGAUCUUAACCACAAAUGGAUAACAAUGAAGAUGUAGAAGGCGGCGGCGGCGGAAUUGAAGACGAGUUUCGCGCCAAGCUCGGCCGGAAGUACCGUCCGGUGGUGGCGAAUGAUCGCGCCGUUCUUGAAAUGUCGUCAAUCGAUCCUGGAUCUUCUUCUUCUCACAAGAAGGUGGGGUCUCAGGCGAACAUGCAUCCUAAUAGUGCAAGUCAAGUGGAGAUUCCUGCUAACGGGGGAGUGAAUGGAACGGACAGAGAACACAAGUUAGAAUUGUUUGGUUUUGAUUCUCUUGUGAAUAUUCUUGGUCUUAAAAGUAUGACAUCGGAGCAAGUGGUAGCACCUUCCAGUCCUAGGGAAGGCGAAGAUGUUUCUAGUGCUUAUGAGCCUCCUAGGGCUACUGAUUUUAAAUUGGGAACAUUGAUGGGUGUUUUCGUCCCAUGCUUGCAGAACAUACUGGGAAUUAUAUAUUACAUCCGAUUUACUUGGAUUGUUGGCAUGGCUGGCAUAGGAGAAUCAUUAUUGCUGGUGGCAUUUUGUGGUUUGUGUACUUUUCUGACGUCAAUUUCAUUGAGUGCUAUUGCAACAAAUGGUGCAAUGAAGGGUGGCGGACCAUAUUAUCUCAUUGGUCGUGCUCUUGGCCCUGAGGUUGGUGUUAGCAUUGGACUAUGUUUCUUCCUUGGAAAUGCGGUUGCGGGAUCUCUUUAUGUGUUGGGAGCUGUAGAAACCUUCUUAAAAGCUUUUCCUGCUGCUGGCAUGUUUAGAGAGACUAUCACUAAAGUAAAUAAUAGCACAGCAGCUGUGGGACCUAUAGAAAGUCCAAGUUCACACGACCUACAGGUUUAUGGGAUAGUUGUGACUCUCAUCUUAUGCUUCAUUGUAUUUGGCGGCGUGAAAAUGAUUAAUCGAGUGGCACCUGCUUUCCUCAUACCUGUUCUGUUCUCACUGUUAUGCAUAUAUAUUGGGAUGUUUCUGACAGGGAAGGAUGAUCCAACAACUGGAAUCACAGGGUUGAGCUUGAAAAGCUUUAAAGAUAACUGGAGCUCAGAUUACCAGUUUACUAAUGAUGCUGGUAUACCUGAUCCUGAAGGAAAAACUUAUUGGAAUUUCAAUGCCUUGGUUGGUCUAUUUUUCCCUGCCGUAACUGGAAUUAUGGCAGGUUCUAAUAGAUCAGCAUCCCUCAAAGAUACACAGCGUUCAAUUCCUGUUGGUACACUAACCGCAAGUCUUACAACUACAGCAAUGUACCUGAUUUCUGUGUUAUUUUUUGGAGCUCUUGCAACAAGAGACAAGCUUUUAACAGACAGGCUACUUACAGCUACUAUUGCGUGGCCUUUCCCUGCCAUUGUAUACAUUGGUAUUAUACUUUCGACCUUAGGAGCAGCUCUGCAAAGCCUGACAGGUGCUCCACGCCUGCUUGCCGCAAUAGCCAAUGAUGAUAUUCUGCCAGUUCUCAACUACUUCAAAGUUGGAGAUGGGCACGAGCCUUAUAUUGCUACCCUCUUUACAGCAUUUAUCUGUAUCGGGUGUGUCGUUAUUGGAAACCUGGAUCUGAUCACCCCAACUAUUACUAUGUUCUUCCUCCUAUGUUAUUCUGGUGUGAACUUGUCUUGCUUCCUUCUAGAUCUUCUAGAUGCUCCCAGUUGGCGGCCACGGUGGAAGUUUCACCACUGGAGUCUCUCUCUUCUCGGAGCAUCACUCUGCAUUGUUAUUAUGUUCUUGAUUUCUUGGUCAUUUACUGUUGUGUCUCUUGCUCUUGCGAGCCUCAUAUAUUAUUAUGUAAGCAUCAAAGGAAAGGCUGGUGACUGGGGCGAUGGUUUCAAGAGUGCAUAUUUUCAGUUAGCUCUCCGCAGCCUUCGGUCUCUUGGAGCUAGUCAAGUCCAUCCGAAGAACUGGUAUCCCAUCCCUCUCAUAUUCUGCCGGCCUUGGGGAAAGCUACCAGAAAAUGUACCUUGCCAUCCCAAACUUGCUGACUUUGCAAAUUGCAUGAAAAAGAAGGGCCGCGGGAUGUCUAUAUUUGUAUCUAUAUUAGAUGGAGAUUACCAUGAACAUGCUGAAGAUGCCAAGGUAGCCUGCAAGCAACUUGAUACCUACAUUGAGUACAAGAAUUGUGAAGGUGUAGCCGAGAUAGUCGUAGCCCCCAAUAUGGCUGAAGGGUUCCGUGGAAUUGUCCAAACUAUGGGUCUCGGUAACCUCAAACCCAAUAUUGUGGUGAUGCGGUAUCCUGAAAUAUGGCGUCGAGAAAAUCUAACUGAAAUUCCGGCCACUUUUGUUGGGAUAAUCAAUGAUUGUAUUGUCGCGAACAAAGCGGUUGUUAUUGUGAAGGGUCUUGACGAGUGGCCUAAUGAGUAUCAAAGGCAGUAUGGGACAAUUGAUUUAUACUGGAUUGUACGGGAUGGUGGUUUGAUGCUUCUUCUUUCCCAGCUGCUUCUUACAAAGGAAAGUUUCGAGAGUUGUAAGAUUCAGGUGUUCUGCAUUGCAGAGGAGGAUUCGGAUGCGGAGGAGCUUAAAGCCGACGUUAAGAAAUUUUUAUACGAUCUUCGGAUGCAGGCUGAAGUGAUCGUUAUAUCAAUGAAAUCAUGGGAUGCGAAAGCAGAGGGUGCUCAGCAAGACGAUUCGCUCGAAGCAUUCACCGCUGCUCAGCGGCGAAUUGCUAGUUAUCUAGCUGAGAUGAAGUCGAGAGCUGAAAAUGAAGGGACUGGUUUGAUGGCCGACGGGAAGCCUGUGGUAGUGAACGAGCAACAGAUUGAGAAAUUCCUAUACACAACCCUGAAAUUGAACUCAACAAUACUAAGAUACUCGAGAAUGGCAGCGGUUGUGCUUGUGAGUCUACCACCGCCUCCGGUCAACCAUCCGGGCUACUUUUACAUGGAAUACAUGGACCUUUUAGUAGAAAAUGUGCCGAGACUGUUGAUGGUAAGAGGGUAUCGUAGAGAUGUUGUAACUCUAUUCACAUAGUUGACAGUGGAUUUUGCUUUACCGUAAUAUUCCUCAUUGUUCAUAUGUUUUUCUUUCGCAAUUUUGUAGUUAUUAUGUUAAUUUCAUUCUUUUUUAUACCAUCAUUUUCGCUAAA
Mercurialis annua (annual mercury) is the source of this 3332-nucleotide messenger RNA. RefSeq names its product cation-chloride cotransporter 1. Gene Ontology annotation, biological process: monoatomic ion transport; transmembrane transport. NCBI's taxonomy places the organism in Eukaryota, Viridiplantae, Streptophyta, Magnoliopsida, Malpighiales, Euphorbiaceae. The transcript has 13 exons. Gene Ontology annotation, cellular component: membrane. Gene Ontology annotation, molecular function: chloride:monoatomic cation symporter activity. The record is from RefSeq and is a predicted model, not a curated record. The coding region runs from base 278 to 3217 and encodes 979 amino acids.